UAAUAGCACUCACUCACUCGGUCAGCUCUGACUGUCUCUCUCUCUCUCUCUCUCUCUUCGUCGCCAUCGCAGGUACAAGGCUCCCGCAGCUCGGCCGCUCUUCUCCGAUCGCGGGGCUUAGGGUUUUCUCCGCUCCGUUCUCCGCCGCGGCUCCGGCUGGCUUUUGGAUGAAAUUGAGGCAUGCUUUGGAGGAGAAGGGGUACUCCUGAGUAGGAAAUAAUUUGUGGUGGCAAGGUGGCCUGUGGCUCUACGAAACACAGCUUCCCAGUUUGCAACAACAGUGCCUAAAUAUACGGAUUACCACCAGCAGGUACUGUUGACUGAUGUAGCUUGUUUUACCGUUGGAACCACUGUUUGGCAUGAGCUGCAGUGUUUGCGUGGGCCAUCAUCAUCCCCUUGCGAAAUGGGAAUGGAAGAAACAGUGGAAGGUGCAAAUUCGAAAGUAAUAAUCUCAAGGACAGGGUUUGCAAAUUUGCAUCAUAUCUGUUUUUAUAUAUAGAGUUACCCGUAUAUGGAGCCUCCAGCCUCUGAAGCUAUUUAAAGUAGGUUGAUUGACCCAAUUUGACUUGGGGCUGGGCUGCUGGAGUAUUCUUUAAACCUGAGUCUGACAUGGAUGAUGGUGGGCAUCGCGAAAAUGGAAGACACAAAACAGAUCAGUAUAAAAGUGCUCAGAGCCAGUGGUUGAUGCAACAUCAGCCUUCAAUGAAGCAGAUAAUGGGUAUUAUGGCCGAGAGAGAUGCAGCUCUUCAAGAAAGAAAUUUAGCCCUUUCUGAGAAAAAGGCAGCAAUUGCAGAGCGGGACAUAGCAUUUCAUCAAAGAGAUAUUGCUAUUGCUGAAAGAAAUAAUGCUAUCCUAGAACGAGACAACGCCAUUGCAACUCUUCAGUAUCGAGAAAGCUCCUUGACUAGUGGUAACAUUUCCUCAUGUCCCCCAGGAUGUCAGAUUUCUCGAGGCGUGAAGCACAUGCACCAUCCACAGCAGCAAGUGCAUCACGUAUCCAGCAUGGGUGAAGCUGCUUACGGCACCAGAGAUAUGCACACAAGUGAUGCCCUGCCGAUAUCCCCAGUUGCAUCUGAGGCAACAAGAUCACGGCAGACGAAACGGACAAAAGAGGCCAAGGCAAUGGCAAAUAGUAAGAAAGCUCCAAAAACUCCUAAGAAGGUUAAGAGGGAAACCGAUGACCUGAAUAAGCUCUUGAACGGAGAUGAUGGUUAUAACAAGCCAUUUGGAGUGCCAAAGUCUGACUGGAAGGGUCAGGACCUUGGGCUGAACCAGGUAGCUUUUGAUGAUUCAACUAUGCCUUCCCCUGUAUGCUCAUGCACUGGACUUGCAAGGCAAUGCUAUAAAUGGGGCAAUGGGGGUUGGCAAUCUUCGUGUUGCACGACCACCAUCUCUAUGUAUCCCCUGCCGGCUGUGCCAAACAAGCGCCAUGCUCGAGUUGGUGGCCGGAAAAUGAGUGGAAGUGCUUUUGGCAAGCUGCUGAGCCGCCUUGCAGCAGAAGGCUAUGACCUCUCAAGUCCAGUGGAUCUAAAGGACCACUGGGCCAAGCAUGGAACGAACCGUUACAUCACAAUCAAGUAGCUGUUAGUGAAGUCUCCAAUUUGCAGGAGGAAUAAAAUGGUGGCACAACUGGUGAAUAGGAGGUACAUUCCCUUGGUCUUUCUCGUAAAGAUAUGUGAGGAUUCAGUAAUUAGCGAUAGCCACUAGCGUGAAGCGCAACAAUGGUUAGACGACGAACAGAUAGGAGAUAGUUUGUGUAACAUGUUAGACGGAGUCUUUGUGGGGGCACUUUAUGAUUGUAAAAGUUUCUCUUCACCUCUCUUACCCUUCAUGAAACGGGAUCCUUGUUAUGAUGCCUGAAGAGGUGGGAUGUCCCCUUGCCCCCAAAUAUUUUUUAGGCAUGCAAAAAUUUGCUCUGUAGCCGCCUGGGCUGUAGCUGUAAAAUAACUGUAAAGAGUUGAAUCUUAUGGUUUUGCUGUAACUUUGGAGUAGAAGUGUUGGACUGCGUUCUGUCAAA
Molecule: messenger RNA, 2017 nt
Organism: Syzygium oleosum
Lineage: Eukaryota; Viridiplantae; Streptophyta; Magnoliopsida; Myrtales; Myrtaceae
Product: protein BASIC PENTACYSTEINE6
Exons: 6
Coding region: 610-1581 (323 amino acids)
Biological process (GO): response to ethylene
Cellular component (GO): nucleus
Molecular function (GO): DNA-binding transcription factor activity; sequence-specific DNA binding
Source: RefSeq, a predicted model, not a curated record